This is a messenger RNA of Aspergillus tanneri, 1344 nucleotides long. RefSeq names its product putative homogentisate 1,2-dioxygenase (HmgA) (gene hmgA). Gene Ontology annotation, cellular component: cytoplasm. Gene Ontology annotation, biological process: L-phenylalanine catabolic process. Bases 1 to 1344 code for a protein of 447 amino acids. NCBI's taxonomy places the organism in Eukaryota, Fungi, Ascomycota, Eurotiomycetes, Eurotiales, Aspergillaceae. The transcript is spliced from 4 exons. The record is from RefSeq and is a predicted model, not a curated record. Gene Ontology annotation, molecular function: homogentisate 1,2-dioxygenase activity.
AUGCCAGUCACCAACUUCUCCCACCCCGAUCCUUACACCUACCAGAAUGGUUUCGACUCGUAUCAUGAGUCGGAAGCUAUCGCCGGAGCUCUUCCGGUAGGGCAGAACUCACCCCAGAAAGUGGCGCAUGGCCUGUACGCCGAGAAACUGUCCGGAACAGCUUUCACGGCCCCCAGGCAUGAGAACAGGCAGACCUGGGUCUAUCGUAUCCUUCCUUCAGCAGCACAUGAGAACUUUGUGGAGGAGAAUGCCGACUCCUAUCAUACUCGCAUGACCACCGAGACACACAAGCUGCACCACAUCCCCAAUCAGCUACGGUGGAACCCCUUCGACUUGGACGAGAAGGUGGAUUGGGUUCAUGGCCUUCACCUGGUCGCUGGGGCGGGCGAUCCUACCCUAAAGCAGGGAUUGGGGAUCAUCCUGUAUGCUGCGGGGAAGGACAUGGGCAAGGAGGCCUUCUACUCGGCGGACGGAGACUUUCUUAUUGUGCCACAACAUGGUGUGUUAGAUAUCCAGACGGAAUUGGGAAGACUCAUAGUUCGUCCCAACGAAAUCUGUGUGAUUCCGCGUGGAGUCCGAUACCGGGUAACUCUACCCACAGGCCCUGUCCGGGGAUAUAUCUGUGAGCUCUACCAGGGCCACUACCAACUUCCCGAGUUGGGCCCCAUUGGCUCCAACGGCCUGGCCAGUGCCCGCGACUUCCAGGCCCCUGUGGCGUCCUUCGACGACGACGAAACCGAGUACCGUCUGUACAGCAAAUUCGCCAACUCGCUCUUCUCAGCCCGUCAAGACCACAGCCCAUUCGACAUUGUCGCCUGGCACGGUAACUACUAUCCCUACAAGUAUGACCUGGGCCGCUUCAACACCAUCGGAUCCAUCUCUUUCGACCACCCGGACCCCUCCAUCUUCACCGUCCUCACUGGCCCUUCGGACCACGAGGGUACCGCCAUCGCCGACUUUGUGAUCUUCCCGCCACGGUGGUUAGUGGCGGAGAAGACGUUCCGGCCGCCAUGGUACCAUCGGAACACUAUGUCCGAGUUCAUGGGGUUGAUCACCGGGAACUACGAUGCGAAGACGGGCGGAGGCUUCCAACCGGCCGGAGCGAGUCUGCACAACGUGAUGAGUGCGCAUGGACCCGACUCGGAUGCUUUCGAGGGAGCUAGCAAUGCGGAUUUAAAACCGCAGAAGGUCGGGGACGGUAGUAUGGCAUUUAUGUUUGAAAGUUCCCUGAUGGUUGGAGUGUCGGAAUGGGGACUUAAGACCUGCCAGAAGGUGCAGGAAGAGUACAAUAAGCACAGUUGGCAUCCUUUGAAGAGACAUUUCAAGAACCCGAACAAGGCUUAG